AAAAAAGUAAGUCGCGUGGGCGUGGGAGGAGGGGGCCAAGUCGGGCAAGGGGUACAAGCGGUUGAGGAUUCCGGUGCAAGCGGUCAAUGGUGGAGGCAACAGCAUCCAUCGUAUCAUCAUCAUCAUCAUCAUCAUCACCAACAUCAUCACCAUUAUCAUCAUCAGGCCGGUUAUUAUACGUCGCAAUCGCACACUCACAACAACCCUGUCACGACCAUGAAGCAGUCUUACAUGCAGAAUUUUUUCGUAUCUCGACGUGGUAUCGCUAUGCCGGUGCGCGCAAGUAAGCAAAGCCUGGAACGUGUUGGCGCUCGACGGAUCCAAUUGGCAGAGGAUCGAUCUCUUCGAUUUCCAACGAGACGUGGAGGAACAGGUCAUAAGAAAUAUAUCGAAACGAUGCGGAGGUUUCCUGAGGAAGCUGUCUCUCAGAGGGUGCCAGAGCAUCGGAGACAAUUCGAUGCGUACGUUGGCCGAGUCGUGUGCCAACAUCGAGGAGCUGAACCUCAGCCAGUGCAAAAAGAUCUCGGAUGCUACCUGCGCGGCCCUAAGCAGAUACUGUUCGAAACUCCAACGACUGAACUUGGACUCGUGUCCCGAGAUAACGGACAUUUCCCUGAAGGACCUCUCGGAUGGCUGUCCGCUUCUCACUCACAUUAACCUGUCCUGGUGUGAGUUACUUACCGACAACGGUGUCGAAGCGUUGGCGAGAGGUUGCCCGGAACUCCGUAGCUUUCUGUGCAGAGGCUGCCGUCAGUUAACAGACAGGGCUGUCAAAUGUCUGGCCCGUUACUGCCCCAAUUUGGAGGCGAUCAAUUUACACGAAUGCAGGAAGAUAACGGACGACGCGGUGAGAGAACUCAGCGAACAAUGUCCACGAUUGCAUUAUGUUUGCCUGUCGAAUUGCCCUAAUCUAACAGACGCGUCCCUGGUCACGUUGGCGCAACACUGUCCGCUCCUUAGCGUGCUCGAAUGCGUGGCUUGCACUCAUUUCACCGACGCGGGCUUUCAGGCUCUCGCGAAAAAUUGCAGACUGCUAGAGAAGAUGGAUCUGGAGGAGUGCCUUUUAAUAACAGACGCCACGCUCAUUCACCUGGCCAUGGGCUGUCCAAGAUUGGAGAAACUGAGUUUGUCUCACUGUGAACUGAUCACCGACGAAGGCAUCCGACAGUUGGCUCUCUCGCCGUGCGCAGCGGAACAUCUGGCAGUGCUGGAAUUGGACAAUUGCCCCCUUAUCACAGAUGCUAGCCUCGAUCAUCUUCUACAGGCGUGCCACAAUCUCGAGCGCAUCGAGCUUUACGAUUGUCAACUGAUCACCAGAGCUGGCAUACGUAGACUCAGAACACAUUUGCCGAACAUCAAAGUCCACGCGUACUUCGCGCCAGUGACACCGCCGCCAAGCGCGGGAGCAUCACGGCAGCGAUAUUGCAGAUGCUGCGUCAUUCUGUGAUUUCGCAUAAAAACGACUCUGAUGCAAAUCGUCCGAUGUACCACGCUACCGGUGGACCUUUAAUUUCGAUGGUCGCCGAUUCACGGCGAUCGUGGGACCUUCUCUCUUUCGGUUGCCAGACCGAGACUCUGGGUCGCCUGGCCGUCAACAGUGAGAACAAGCCUCAUCGUGAAUGAAAUCGCGAAUCCUCCGACAGAUAUAUACAUACCAAUUCGACUCGCAACACACGCAAACGAGUACAAAAGAACAGUACGUCACCGUCACCUGAUACAUACACACACACACACACAC
Messenger RNA from Heterotrigona itama, 1738 nucleotides. The record is from the annotation of a GenBank genome assembly. NCBI's taxonomy places the organism in Eukaryota, Metazoa, Arthropoda, Insecta, Hymenoptera, Apidae.